ACGUCAGAGAUGAGCGAACGAGUCAGUCGUGUCUGGAGUGCCGGGUUGGGAGGACGUGUACGCCGCCGCUCUCUCCACCGCCUCUCCGCCACCGCUCUGCACACCCAUAUUUCCCGAGCCCCGAGCCGCCGCCUCGCCCCGCCUGGCUCACACGACAUGCCAGCCGUUCACUCGUAGCUAGCUAGCGCCUCACGUAGUAGUCAGAGCUGCCAGUCAGCCGCUGUGGUAAGGUAAAUCAGUCUAGUCCCCAGCCUCCGUCGGUAGGUAGCAAGCGCCUCCUUUUCGUAGCCUGAUCAUUUCCCACCUGCGAGCACACUCCUCUCCUCGCUUCUAUUUUUACGCUGUUGGAGAAGUCUAGAGUCUUCCCGUGCCUGGGCGGCGGUGAUCGCGUGCUGGGCACCACGGAAACUGUGCCCAGUCGGUGCCUACAGUGCCUACAGUGAAGAGUUCCUCGCCACGCCCUCGCCCCGCGGCCCUCCACUCUGCCCCCCGCCGCUCCUACUGCCGUCCCGUUGCCUCCCCAGUGCCCAAGGCUGCCUCCUGACCUCCUCAGCCCGUGACGGACAGGUUUCUCAACAAUGGAUGAUGCCACGAGAGACCCGCUGCCUCAUCUCAAUAGAUCGAGGAAGAUGAUAGAGGACAAGGAGCGCCCCGGCUUCUUCAAGGACUACCACAAGACCGUGCGCAAGGCCCUCACCAACGACCAGUUCAAUGAAUUCUCCAAACUCAAAACCAACGAGGACAGGAUUAGGUUUUGCUUCACCCUCCCGGCCGUCCAUGAUAUCGAUAUUAAGCCGUUCUUCAAGGGCAAGUCGGAAAAGGAGGCGCUUGAAAAGAAGGAGGCGGGAAAUAAGUGUUUUGGGCGCAAGAAUAACCUGGAGGCGCUAAAGUUAUACAGCCAGGCGGUGGUUAAGGCUCCGGUUCCCUCGGGUAAAUAUUGGAAGUUAAUCAAGGAAAGCGCUGACCCCAAGAAGAUGACCAUGUACGCCAUCUGUCUGGCCAACCGCUCCGCUGCACUCUACCACCUCCGGGAGUACCACUACUGCGUCAAGGACAUCGACGAGGCCCUGGAGCACCACUACCCCAAGGAACUCAAGUACAAGCUGUUCAAGAGGAAGGCGCGGCUGCUCUCCCACAUGAAGCAGCAUAUCGACGCUCGCGACGCCUUCCGCCAAGCCCUCAAGUGGUUGGACUGGGCCAAGAUGGAGCGGGAGAAGAGGAUCGAGCACCAGACAGAGAUACAGAAGUGGCUCAAGAUGUACGAGACAGGGAAGGUCGUCAAGAACUGGGACAUCCCGGAGUACUACGCUGAACACCCUCCUGUCAUCCCCGACGUGACCGGCGGCAGAAACGAACGCUUCCUCUCGGCCACCAAGAAGAUUGACAUCCACUACGACAACAACAUGGGCCGCUAUGCCGUGGCGGCUGAGGACAUCGAGCCCGGAGACGUGCUGGUCACUGAGAAGCCCUUCGCUGCGGUGCUCAACAGGGAGGAGUACGGGAACCACUGCCAGAAGUGUUUCAAGACGACCAAGGCACCAAUCCCGUGCAAGAAGUGUUCUGCGGUGCUGUUUUGUUCGGUGGAGUGCCGGCAGAGCUCCUACUUCCACACCAUUGAGUGCUCCAUCCUGGACCUGCUGUUUGGCUCUGGCAUGUCCAUCAACUGCUUCCUUGCCUUCCGCCUCCUGACGCAGUACCCCCUCUCCUACUUCCUGGACAUGAAGGAGAAGCUGCAGGAGGAAGAGAACCCCAAGGAGACAACAGACAACAAGGAAGUGUACGACCCGGCUGACUUCAUGCGGCUGUACCAGCUGGUGUGCCACUCCCAGCACCGCACGCCGGAGGACCUCUUCCACCGCUGCAUCAUGAUCGUCUUCCUCCUCAAGGCGCUCAAGAAGACCAAGUACUUUGAGGGCAAGGAUGGCGGCUCAGCCUACCCCUUGUUUAAGGACAAAGGCGACAAAGUCAGCGACGUGGAGGUGUUCGCCGGGAGUCUGCUGCUGCGCUUCCUUCAGAUUGUGCAGUUCAAUGCUCACGAAGUAUCUGAGUUUUACCUCCUGGGACCCAAGACUUUUGACGGUGCUAAGAACGAGACUCUGGGAGCUGCCAUCUACCCCACCCUGGCACUCUUCAACCACUCCUGCCACUCGGCCCAAGUCAGGUACUUCAGCGGCAACCAGGUGAUCACCAAGGCAAUAAGAAACCUCCGCAAGGGAGACAUUGUGCCGGAGAACUACGGCCAGUCCUUCCCGUCCAAGAAGAGGAGCGAGAGGAAGCUGGAGCUGGCGGACAGAUACUGGUUUGACUGUAACUGUGAAGCCUGCCAGCAAGACUGGCCCAUGUACAAGGAGAUGGACAACGCCAACCUGCGCUUCAAGUGUCACAAGUGUCACGGACCCGUGCCAGUGAACACCGAGCAGGUCAUCAACCCCUUCAUUAAGUGUGAAAAGUGUGGAGAGCAGACCAACAUUCUCGCCACCCUGAAGAACCUCCAGAACACGGAGCAGACCUUCAAGGCGGCCUGCAAGGAGAUGGAGGCCUUCAACCUGGAGAAGGCCGAGUCACUCCUCAUUGAAAACCUGAAGCAGCUGGAGGCCUCCCUGUACCCCCCUUACAGGGACUACCACCUCACACAGGAGGCCUACAUGAGGGUGUGCCUCUGCCAGGGGAAUGUCAUAGUCAAGCCGCCCAAGUCUGAAGAGUAGGAGCUUCAUGAGGCCCUUGGAGCACUUCACUAGACCUUCAGUAUGUUUGUAGAUCACAGUUUAUUUGACAGAUGGUUUACUCUAGCUACUCUAUACGCGGUUUUCAGAGAUUUGAUAAACAUAUACAAUAGAGAGUUAUUUGAUAUUUAUUUCUAUGGCUUUGUAUGAUGUAUGCAGUUCAGACUGUAUAAUUCUGUCCUAUAUAUAUGAUAUAAAUUGCCUAUGUGUGUGUGUGUGUGUGUGUGUGUGUGUGUGUGUGUGUGUGUGUGUGUAUGUGUGUGUGUUUUAUUGCUCUAGCAUGUGCUGAAUACUAAGUUGAGUGAUCCGUUUCUAUACUUUUUGCAUUACUUAAGUACUGCACUGAGGCUUCUUCUGCAGCUAGGGUCUAGUUAAGGGUCAGUGGUGUGCACAGGGAUGGCCCAGGUGGAGCCUCUCCCUCCCUGGCGUGUGGCUGCUGGACAAUCCCUUGAGUCAAGUCUUUGUUGUGGCAAAGCUUACCACCAGAACAAUGAUUUGAGGGUCUGUGUGAGAGCAGUUUACUCCUUUGAACAUAUUGCUUUCUCUUAAAUCUUCAGUAGGUAAUUGCAAAGUUUCUGAAGUAUUUAAAUCAUGUACAGAAUGCAGCUGCUUUCUCAGUUUGAGUCUGACAUCAUUAUAUAUUCCAUCCAAAGUUUGCUUGAUAAUUACCAGUUGCAUAAUAAGAAAUAGUACUAUUUUGAUGACUGCUCCAUAUGACACAUUUGUAAUGUAGUAUCUGCAGGAGUCUGCUCCUGCCAUGAAUCAGGGAAUAUCAAGCACUAACGUCGCCUCAGAGAGUGUGAGUGUAUCUGUCAGUGUGUGCAGUAGUUAGCGGACCAGCGGCGUGAAGACGAGUGUUCAUCAUUACUUUAUCAAUAUGCAUCUGUACAUUUCCUCAUCCAUUUCAGUGAGAAAUGGAGUGAGGUAACACAGCAGUGUGGGGAGUGUUGUGUGGAUGAACCAUGAGAAACACCAGACUUGGUUUGUUCAUAGUCAAGUUAUAGAUAGAGAUACUAUUGCCUAUAUAUUUAAAUGUUGUCACUCUGGUGGAAUGGAUUUCAUUCUUCUUUGUACAUAGUGAAUAAAUUCCUCCUGCUUGUUGUUAUCAUUAAUGAAGAUAUAUAUAUAUGAGCAACCUCGUUGUAUUAGCAUAGUGAAUCAUUUGGCACAACAAUUGCAUAAUUAAUGAGGACUGACUUGUCUUGGGAACGCCUGGCUCCUCCCAGCACAGGCAGCGGGCGGCCUGCAGGCCCAGCGCUCAGGGCCACGUGGUGUUGACUUCCUGUCCAGACAUUUUUUAUGAAAGGAGAAUGAAAAUGCUGCUGAUUAUGUUGUGCUGACUAGUGAGUGCAUGUAGUGUGCUUGAGCCUUUGUGAAUGACUCGGUAGCAUUUAAAAGCUUGCAUGCUUUGUGUCAAGUAAGAAAGGAACCUUGAAUUAUACACUUUUUCAAUUAGUCUGCAAGAAUGCUUUACUGAUGUUGAGUGUGCCAUAUGAUGCUCAGUGUGAGCACCUGUUCUAUCAAACAUUAGAGCAAGAAAAAAUAUGUUGAGUAAAAAAUGAAAUUUUUUAGACAACCAAUUUUAUCCUGGUUGGUUUACACAAGUGUAACAACAAUGAUGCUGAUGUUCAGCCUGAGGGCUGUAUCCUUAAGGACAACAGGGGAAUACUUUACACAGUUCCUUGCUGCAGACUCACUAUCUUAGUCAAGAAGUGUUUAGUGCCAAAUGUUUCUGCUUCACUCACAUUGUUUCUGUGACCAAAGGAGACUUGAAAGGAGUUAUGCUUCAACUCCAUGGGAAGGAAUCUUGUGUUAUCUUGUGCAUUGAGAACAUGAAAGUGGAAGCUGUAAAACCUUUCUAGUUAGUACAAGGCCAGCUUUGUUCUGUCCAGAGGUGGCGCAUGCCCCUGCCACACUAUGUGUCCAGCAGGCGUGUGCUUGGUGACUGGCAGGUUUGGGGAGGUAAUUAUUUUCUCAUGUGCAAGGUGAAAGUAUGUAACCACGACAGACAGUAAAGCCUCACGUCAUUGCACCAGUCAGGACGCAGUGACCUGUGUGAACACUGUGGACCUGUGACCCACAAGUCCUCUGCAGGUGACUAGCGAUACACGUGAGUGUGCGUGUGUGUAUUUACUUAGUUUAGCCAAAAAGGGAGUGAGCUGUGCUCAUGGAAUCCUGUCUCUGAAUCUCACUGGGACAUAUUUAGUAGUAAACUCUUUUAAGCUUUUGGACUGGACAGUUUCUUUGUUGAGGCUGUUCCACAGUUCAAUGCAUCUGUGUGGAAAAUGCCAUUUUUUUAUAUCUUUCAAGCAUCUUCUCUGCUCCUAUUAAAUUCCAUGUACCCUGCUUGCUCUCCCAUACCAUAAAAGUAAAUCUCUGUCAGUUCUGUUUCCUCCCUUCACUGCACUUAAAACUGCCACCAUCUCACCCUACUUUCCUUCUCCUCCAAGGGUGCGGCAGACCCAACUUUUGGAGUCCUUCCUUGUUCAUUGAAUUUGUCAGGCUGGGAACCAUCUUGGCUGCUCCUUGUAUUCUCUCAAUCUUGUUUACAUCCUUCUUGUUUUGGGGCGAGGGGGCCACACUGCUGCUGUGUGUUUCACCCUGGGAAGGACUUGAGCCACUGUCAAUUUCCCAAGUAUCAUCUCUUUGUUCUUGUUGUGAAAUGCCACCCAUGUUUUUUGACAGUUUGUUUGAGUCUAAUUAAUGUUUUCUUUUGAGUGAAAAAUAAUCCUAGACCAGCACUCCCGAAUCCUUCUCUUCUCUCACUAAUGUGAUUUUUUAAGAUUUCUCAUUGAAUAAUUUAGUGAUGGCCUCUCAGUAGUUUUACUAUUUUCACAUAAUAGGCAUCUUUUACAUUAAAUGUCAUUUCCCAUGUGUGGCUCCAUUUGCAAAUCCUGUCUAUAUCUUCUUGCAGCCCUUUUCAAUCCUGCAAUAAGAUUCAGACAGGAUUUGUGCAUGCAGCCAGCCAACCGUGGGAAAUAAUAUUCAAUACGAAAGAAUGUACAUUAGUGUGUGUGUGUGUGUAUGUGUGUUGACAACACCUCAGGGCACUCUGCAGAGGGUCUUGCAGCGAUACAUUUGUCUUAACCAAAAUUUUUCCUGAGGGACAAUGUUCAAUUAUGCAUGAAAUUAUACAAAGAGCAAGCUUGAAUAAUUUUUGUACACAUGAAGUGUUAAUAAAGUCUGUAUAACUCCUCCUAAACAUCUGAUGCAAACUCCUGAGUCACUGGUGCAGUGUUCCCUCCCUGGCAGUGUUGAUGAAGUGAGGCUUUACUGUGUUGUUGAAGACGGUGGACCAUUUUAAGAAUUUGUGCAGUUUUUACCCAGCUGAGCUGAUGAGAAGCUCCUCUUGCUUGCGUGUUGAUGGAGCGUGUGAAGAGUGAGACACCUGAACGCUAACACAGUAGUUGGGUGCCUGAUGUGAACUUAACAUUUAGGUUCAGACAGAAAAGCCCAUAAACUAAGACGUGCCCUAAGUUGUAAGUCCGUGGCAAAGGUCAGCUGGUCCAAGCAGCAGCAGAGCAAGUGGGAAUUCAACUUGGUUUUUCUCAUUUUCUAGUCAUUCUGAGGCAUCACCUUCACGAGUCAAGGGAAUAUUUAGUGAUCUUGAUAAUUCUGUAGGUUUGUGUUCACUCCAGACUGUGACUCCAGGAUUGUGAUAAUGUUAUGGUUGCACCGUAUACUCUGUACUGUGUUAGACAUUCUCCUCACAGGCCGGAGCCUCAUUUUGAGCCUCUUAUGAGUGAGUUUGUUACUUUUGAUUCUCCUCAGUGUAGCUUCAAGACUGAAUUCCACUGUAAUUCUCAAAAUAUUUUUAUAUUGGAACCUGCAUAAACAUGAAGAUUAUGACUGGUGGUGUUUUCAGGAUUCACAGUGACUGAGGGAUGUCAUGGGGCUCAGGGUUCACAGCUUGGCCAACACUUUCCCCAAGAACAUAUUAAAGUAAAAAUUUAUUCCUAUUGUUAUUGAAGUUUUGAUACAAUGGAAAGUUAUAAAUGUCACAAAAUUUUCUUUACACUACUCUUGUGUCAUGACAAACACAAGGACUUGAGGUUCAAAAGCCUAGUUUGAUUCUUAGAUAAAAAGCACAACAAUUAAGUUUGGUCCAAGGACUGAGGCCGUCAGCCUGAUCUGUGUCUCUGGCCUCUCCUCAGAAUUAGUUUAUAAUACUUUAGUCAUAGUCUUCAGACUUUAUGCAUUUUCUGAUUAUUUUUAAACAUUUCUUUACUUUAAUUAUGCCUUAAAUAGUGCCUUUUGUACACUACUACAGCCUGGCUAAGAUAAAGAGGAUUAUGUUGAGGAAGUAUAUCAUUAUUACUGCCUAAUGCAUCCCUGUUAUGAGAGUGAGUGAGUCAGCUGAUGGGGACACACACUGUGCUGCCAGCAGUGGUGAGCACAGCUGACUCUACCAACCGCUGGUCCUCUAACUACAAAGUUAGCUUUGCUAAUGCUUAACCACUAAUAAAAGUGACAGAGGCUAAUAUUAAAAGUGUUUUUAUAUAUGAAUUGA
Molecule: messenger RNA, 7233 nt
Organism: Eriocheir sinensis (Chinese mitten crab)
Lineage: Eukaryota; Metazoa; Arthropoda; Malacostraca; Decapoda; Varunidae
Gene: Smyd4-3
Product: SET and MYND domain-containing protein 4-like
Exons: 14
Coding region: 579-2705 (708 amino acids)
Molecular function (GO): protein binding
Source: RefSeq, a predicted model, not a curated record